Molecule: messenger RNA, 385 nt
Organism: Polypterus senegalus (gray bichir)
Lineage: Eukaryota; Metazoa; Chordata; Cladistia; Polypteriformes; Polypteridae
Gene: rps28
Product: ribosomal protein S28
Exons: 4
Coding region: 54-263 (69 amino acids)
Biological process (GO): maturation of SSU-rRNA; ribosomal small subunit assembly; translation
Cellular component (GO): cytosolic small ribosomal subunit; ribosome
Molecular function (GO): structural constituent of ribosome
Source: RefSeq, a predicted model, not a curated record
AUAAAAGAACCCCGCCACCCCACGUGACCCUCUUUCUCUAUCGGGCCGCCAUCAUGGAAGCCAGCCGUGUGCAGCCUAUCAAGCUCGCAAGAGUAACCAAAGUCCUUGGAAGAACAGGCUCACAGGGGCAAUGUACACAGGUUCGCGUUGAGUUCAUGGAUGAUAGCAAUCGAUCAAUCAUUCGCAAUGUAAAGGGUCCUGUGCGUGAAGGUGAUGUGCUUACUCUAUUAGAGUCUGAAAGAGAAGCCAGGAGGUUACGCUAAAAGAUUAUGGGUGUCUCAGACUGCCGAUAUUUACCUGCUCCCAAACUCCUGUGUUACUGUCAAAAUGUUGCAAAACACAAUUGUACAGUUUUUGAACUUAAUAAAUGAUUGGAUCUAAUAGG